Bursaphelenchus xylophilus (pine wood nematode) is the source of this 3214-nucleotide messenger RNA. The record is from the annotation of a GenBank genome assembly. NCBI's taxonomy places the organism in Eukaryota, Metazoa, Nematoda, Chromadorea, Rhabditida, Aphelenchoididae.
AUGAGAGCCGCGUUGGUCACAGUCGCGGCGGGGCUGACAACCGAAGAAAGAGAUCAAGUCUGUUACACUCUGCCCGAGCUUAUCUCAACUUGCAUGAUUGAUACCGUAGCGUGUGAUAUGACCAAGUAUGUGAUUUUCUCACCCUGUCAUUAUCUACCACUAUUCAACCCAUAUUCUAAAAUCUUUAUUGUGCCAUUUUCAGUGACUUCAAACAGGUCUAUGACGUGGAUUACGGAUAUUGUUAUACGUUUAAUCACUACACCCCUAGUGGACGCUAUAACACGACUUCUUUCGACAAUAUUCAUGGUAAAUUUUGCUCUACACUGUCUUUCAAUGUGAUAUUUCUUUAGGCCUGGUGGUAAUCAUGACGUUAAAUGUCAGUGAUUAUCUUCAAAGUACGGAGUUUGAAGGCGGCAAAGUGGUUCUUCAUGUUCAAACAGACUUCCCCUUUCCCAAUGUUGAUGGGUACUUUGUGCGGCCCGGCUACAUGGUCGAUCAUGUAAUUAGUCAGGUAAUGGCAACAUACGAACUCUUCAUCGUGUUUUUUAGAGCCAAUUUUCACGGCUUUCGCAUCCAUACGGCGACUGUGAUGAUUUGGAUUCGUUGAAGAAGCGAGAUCAACCGUUCUAUUUCGACGGUGACUAUUCGACGGAGGUAAGGGAAAUGGUGAAAAAAUAAGUCAACCAUCGGCACAACUAGACAUGUCAAAAAACAAAAGCCUUCCCCAGCCUGAUUUCUUAUGAUUUUAUCUAAUCUAUUACUAUCAUGUAAAUAGAUGAAUACUGUAUUCUGUCUUGCAUUGAUUUUGGUCUUUUAUAUGUUACAAUAACACAUACAGUGGCGGGUGGCAAAAAACGUAUAAUUUUGGAUCCGGGAAGUAUCAAAAAUGCAGCAAAAUACCCCCCCCCCCUCUCCAAGUGAAAAAACUCCGAUUUCAAAAGCGCGCAUUUCAAAACGGGGUUUUUUUAUUGUAGUGGGAGGUAUUUUACCGCAUUUUUAAUACUUCCCGGAUGCAAAAUUAUACUUUUGCCAAUGGAUCAGGUACUGUAGUCUUUGCCAAGUCCCCGCCGACCCCUUGCCGAGCGUCCGCCGACCAUCCCAUGGCUUUGCCAGAAAAACUAAGACUUGUAGGCACCUCCUGCAACUUUUUUUUCGGUUAUCCGUCUGCCCUACGCCUGGUAUCGAUCGAUUAUGUGUUGACCGGAUCCGCCGCCGACCCGAAAAAGUCGGGACGCGAAUCACCAUAAUCACCACGGACCGCUUUAUACAUUCUUGUUGUUUCUCUUUAGCCCACGCAAACAACCCACAAUCUGUAACACUUCCCUCCAUGAAUUUUUGUAUGCGAUUCAUUUACUAUUGAUGAAUCCAAAAAUAUCGCAAAAUUUUGACGUGAUAUCCUUUCACAAAUGAUCAUUUUAGGGUUGUUUGCGUUCCUGUUUCCAACAAAAAGUUGUUGCUGCGUGUGGUUGCGCCGACUCAAGAUUCCCCGUCGACAAUAGCACCAGCAACGCGACAUUCUGCGCUCCCUUGGAAACGUCUUCUUGUAGGUCGUUGAACUUUCAUAUAACGCAAAAUUUUCAUUUCUGUUUAGAUGACUGCUACACCGACUACAUUUCCGAGAAUGGUGAUUACUAUAACGUCAGUUGUCAAUGCGCGUUCCCUUGCGCGGACACGCAGGUAACGGCGGAGUUGAGGAAUGCGGUUUGGCCGACCGGGAACUUCUUUUUCGACCAGGAUUGCCGAGACAACAUGGACUGUUUGCAGGUUUAUCGGUAAGGGUAGAGAGUUAUAGUGGAACACCUGUUCCAUUGACGAAAAACGUACCAUUUUGGACCCGGGAAGUAUCAAAAAUAUGGCAAAAUACCUCCCUCUCCAAGUGAAAGAAACUCAGAUUGUAAAAGCGCGCCCGCUCUUUUUGUGAGGAAAAAGGACGCGUCCUUCAAAAACGAAGUUUUUUCACUUGGAGCGUGAAGAAUUUUGCCAUAUUUUUGAUACUUCCCAGACCCAAAAUGGUACGUUUUUUGCCGGUGGAUCAGGUCCCCACUGUAUUGGUCUGUAUGGAGCACUUGCCGAACAAGAUUAGAGAAUUGCAAACUGUGUAGACGCUGUAGCUUUUUUUGAACAAACGUCAUCCACUUUACAGUGGCGGACCUGAUCCAGUGGCAAGAAACACAUCAAUGCAUCCGGGAGGUAUUCAAAAAUGUAGCAAAAUGUCUCCCUCUCCAACUAAAAAACCUCGUUUUGAAGGCCCGCCCUUUCCCUCCAUAAAAAGAGAAGGCGCGCUUUUGAAACCGGAGUUUUUUCACUUGCAAUGGGAGGCAUUUUGCUACAUUUUUUGAUUUUGGAUGCAAGAUGGUAUGUUUUUUGCCAUUGGAUAAGGUGAGCCACUUUCUAUACAGGUCUUUUUUUAUAUACGACUGUUAUGUAUCAUCACACCUUUUUUAGUCACCAUUAUGAUUUUAGGGAGAACAACGUCCGAGUCCGUGUGUAUUACGUUGAACAUGGCUACGAUACCAUUCAAGAAUCGCCGGCUAUGUCGGUAAGAGCUUCUUUGUCUACGAUUAUGAUUUUAUCUGACUGUAAUUACCUUUUUGCAGUCUAACUUUUUGAUGGCGAGAGAUUUCGGUAAAAAACUCUAAUUUCUAUUUAAAAAAUCAAGUUUUUAUAGAAAACAUAGUUUAAAAAUCAAAUUCUUAAGCCUUUUUCUACCUAUUAAGCCCUAUUUUGACUGCAUUUCCACUUUAUACUUUAAUUUUCCUUCGUAUUUUAGGCGUUCGACCUGAUCAACAACCUCUACGGGAACACCGGGCUGUGGAUUGGCUGGUGUGUCCUUUCAAUCGCCGAAUUCCUCCUCGUCUUCCUCCAACUGUUCACCUGUAUCUGUCGGACGCGAAAAGAGGUCCCCGAGGUUCCCUCCUGCCGCAGGCGGAACUAUCCCGAGGACGAGGAGGAACCGGAACAAGAAGACUUUUAUCCCGCUCCCCAUGAUGUGUAUGACAUGUAUUUCGGCAGCCAUCUGCCGAACAUGUUGAGGGGAGACUGUCCAAAACGCAAGAGAUACCAGAAUAUGGCCCGAAAUGCGAUGGGACAUCAGAAUGUGGACUUGAAACCGUACUGCAUCGAUUAUGAACAAGUCAUCCACACCAGUGCUAUUGUGAAUCAAGCGGAGGGAAAAUUGACGAAACGAAAGUCAAAGAAUGAUCUAUACAGAUGA